AAGACAGCAGAAACAGCAUGAAGAUGUGUGUAUUUCUUUUUAAUAUUUUCCCGUGAUCUUUUGGCGCACAACGAAAGAAAUGUAUGAUUUGUAUGCAAUAUUUAAGCAGGCUCAUCCACCAUCGGGCAUAGAGCAUUGCCUGGUGUGCAACUUCUUUUCCCCAAGUGAAAACAAUUUGGUGGUUGCUGGAACCUCGUUGGUCAGGGUGUACAGACUGGUUGAAGACGAGAAUGGUGACAAUGUUCAUUCGGAGGAACUUGAACAAAAAGAUGCAAGUUCAAGCAAGAAAAAGCUGGAAUUGGUUGGCCAAUAUUCUCUAUUCGGUUCUGUCAAAUCCAUGAAAUCUGUCAGACUUUCUGGAAAUGUUAGAGACUCAUUGCUCCUGAGUUUUGAUGAUGCCAAGCUUGCUAUUGUUGAAUAUGAUCCUGGCAUGCAUGAUCUUAAAACAACAUCACUUCAUUAUUUUGAAGAAGAUGAACUCAAGGGUGGGAUGAGAUUUCAUUUUAAUGAUCCAACAAUUAGAGUUGAUCCUGGGAAUCGCUGUGCAGCCAUGUGGAUAUACAGUCAUUGGUUGGUUGUUUUGCCAUUUCAACAAGAGGGCUUCCUAGAUGAGCAUGAACCUGCUCUAAUGUCCGGAAGCAAAGCACAAGUGCUGCCUAGUUACACAAUAAAUAUGCGUCAUAUUGAUGCAAGACUCAGUAAUAUCAUUGACAUUCAAUUUCUUCAUGGUUAUUAUGAACCAACAGUCCUAAUUCUGUAUGAACCACUCAAGACCUGGCCAGGACGACUAGCUGUUCGUCAAGACACAUGCGCUAUGGUUGCAAUUUCAUUGAAUUUAACUGAAAAAGUGAAUCCGGUCAUCUGGUCUGUAGAGCAUCUCCCAUUUGAUUGUUCACAAGUUUUACCGAUUCCCAAACCCAUUGGAGGCAUACUUCUGUUUGCCACCAAUUCGUUAUUGUACCUGAAUCAGAGUGUACCAGCAUACGGGGUGUCCCUCAACUCAAUUGCAAAGAAAUCAUCUUCUUUCCCAUUACGUGAACAAGAAAAUGUGGCAAUAACUCUUGAUGAUGCCUAUGGAACAUUCAUUUCAAGUGAUCGUGUUGUCAUUUCACUCAAAGGAGGAGAAAUUUACGUGCUCACUUUGGUAACCGACAGCAUCAAAAGUGUCAGGAGUUUCAACUUUGAUAAAGCUGCAUCCAGUGUUCAGACCUCAUGUAUAUGUUAUUGUGAGGAUGGUUAUUUAUUUCUUGGCUCUCGUUUGGGCAAUUCGUUAUUACUCAAGUAUACACAAAAGGCUCAUGAACUCUUUCCAAAUGGUGUUAAUCCCACCAUUCCAAAAGAGGGUUUGCCACCUCAAAUGAAACGCAGAAAGCUUGACUCUGAGUAUCCAUGCUUGUAUCUAAUCUGUUUUAUCCAUCUUUUAGAUGACCUGGAUGAAUUGGAGGUGUAUGGUGCUGAUACCAAGGGCACAGAACUGGCUUCCUAUUCCUUUGAGGUGUGUGACAGUUUGUUAAAUAUUGGUCCAUGUUCCUGCGUUGACAUGGGAGAACCAGCCUUCCUCUCAGAAGAGUUUGCGGAAGCAUCGUUUCCUGAUAUGGAGAUUGUAACGUGCUCUGGUUUUGGCAAAAAUGGAGCCAUUUCCGUUUUACAGAAAUGCGUCCGACCUCAAGUUGUCACCACUUUUGAACUUCCUGGCUGCGUAGAUAUGUGGACUGUUACUUCACGAGAACCAAAGAAAAAGGAGGGUGAAAUGGAAACAGAAGAUGAAUCAAGCGACGAAGAUGGCUCAAUCAAUCAUUCGUUUUUGAUUUUAAGUCGAAAAGACUCCAGCAUGGUGCUUCGCACAGAACAGGAAAUCAUGGAACUAGAUCAUUCAGGAUUCUCGACCCAGUAUCCCACAGUCUGCGCCGCAAAUCUUGGCGAUGGCAGAUACAUUUUACAGGUUACUCCGAUGGGCGUGAGACUUCUGGAUGGAAUAACUCAGAUUCAACACAUUCCUAUGGAUGCUGGAUUUUCCUCAAUUGUUUGGUGUUCAGUUGCCGAUCCUUAUGCUGUCAUGAUGACCGCCGAUGGCACCCUGAUUCUCCUGACCUUUACAUGCGAGAAUUCCACACCCAACCUGACCGUAGCCCGGGUAAAAAUUGACCAGUGGUCUGUGGUUUGUGCUUGCUGCGUCUACAAGGACACGAGUGGAUUGUUUACAACAGAGAAGUCGACGGGGCCCGUACCCGAGCCGAAGCUAGUAAUCACUCCACAGGAACCUAAAAAGCCUCCGCCUGCAGUGCUUACUACGGAUGACGAGGAUGAAAUGUUGUACGGUGAUACAGAUAGCUCUGAUGUAUUCUUCCCAAGCACUUCCACUUCAUUUAAACCUCCAGAGAGUUUGCCUAAUCCUCCUGUUGUCGUCAAGAAAGAUAUAAAACCUACGUAUUGGUGUGUGAUAUGUCGUGAAAAUGGAGCGUUAGAGAUUUACUCAGUUCCAGAUUUCAAGCUUGCAUUCUGUGUAAGGAACUUUGCUGUUGCACCUAAAGUGCUCGUGGACAGCGGUAGUAUUGGGUCAGGUGGCAGUUCCCAAAACCAAGACGAGAAUUUGGUUGUUAGGGAAAUUCUUCUGACGGGUUCACCUGACAAAAACCCUAAACCACUACUAGCCGCGUUAGUUGAUCAAGAUUUACUGUUGUAUGAUGCGUUCAGUUAUAGCGACUCCUCCACCGAGGGACAUCUCAAUAUUCGAUUCAAAAAGCUUCAGCACAAUGUCUUGGUGAGGGAAAAAAAGAGCAAGAUAAGGCCCAGGACAUCUUCUUCGGGACAAGGACUUGAUGAUAUCUCGGAACCAAUCGUUGGCAGACUCAGACCGUUCCAUGAUAUCUCCACGUACUCUGGGAUAUUCGUCUGCGGUGCUAAUCCAUUUUGGCUGUUCAAAUCUUCCCGAAACGCUCUUCGUUCUCACCCGAUGAACAUCGAUGGCCCAGUCCUCUCGUUCGCGCCCUUCCGCAAUGUAAACUGUCCCAAAGGAUUUCUGUAUUUUAAUAAACAGGGCGAGCUGCGUGUGUCCGUUCUACCCACCCACCUGAGUUAUGAUGCCCCGUGGCCCGUACGCAAAGUUCCGCUACGAUGCACCCCCCAUUUCAUUGCGUACAAUCGAGAGAGCAAGACACACGCAGUUGUCACAAGUCAAUUGGACCCGGUCAAAGUGAUCACGAGACUCGGCAUAGAAGAUCGAGAAUUUAUUCCCACUGAAGACGAUCCCAGAUACGUUUAUCCCUUGCUUGAUAAGUUCACCGUACAGUUGAUGUCACCAUUCAGCUGGGAGAUGAUCCCAAACACGAAGUUUGAAAUGGAUGACUACGAGCGAGUGACAACGAUGAAGAAUAUAACGCUGAAGAGCGAGGAAACUGUUUCAGGAAUGAAAGGCUUCAUCGUUCUUGGUACGACUUACGUUUAUGGAGAAGAUUUGCCUUGUAAAGGAAGAAUUUUGAUAUUUGAUAUUAUUGAAGUCGUGCCUGAACCCGGGCAACCGUUGACCAAAAACAAGUUCAAGCCCCUAUACCGCAAAGAGCAGAAAGGACCAAUCACUGCAGUGUGUGAAAUAUCCGGGUUUCUGUUGACAGGAAUAGGACAGAAAAUCUACAUUUGGGAUUUCAAGAACUGCAAUGAUCUUAUUGGAGUGGCAUUUAUUGACACGCAACUUUACAUUCAUACCGCGAUAUCUGUGAAGAAUUUGAUAUUUAUAGCAGAUAUUGCCAAGAGUGUUACACUUCUACGUUUUCAGGAAGAGACUAAGACGCUAGCCUUUGUGUCAAGGGAUCCAAGUCCUUUGGAAGUUUAUGGAACAGAAUUUUUCGUGGAUGGACCGCAACUUGGGUUUCUAGUUUCAGAUAAUGAUAUGAAUCUUGUCAUAUAUCGCUACAAACCCGAAGAUCCAGUCAGCUUAGGCGGUCAGAAACUGCUGCACAUUGCUGACAUCAAUAUCAGCAGUUGUGUGACGUCAUUUUUCAGAUGUCGUGUGAAAACAGAAAAGACUGGUGAUAAGCCGAAAGAUUUGAGACAAGCUUCGUGGUUUGGAACUCUGGAUGGUGGUGUUGGCCUGGUCUUGCCCGUUCCAGAGAAGACAUUUCGCCGUUUGCAUCUGGUUCAAAACAUGUUAAUUCAUUGUAUUCCCCACCAUGCAGGACUUAAUCCCAAAGCUUUCAGGCUUCUGCGGUGGAAGCACAGACCAAUGGAUAACCCACAACAUCAUAUUUUGGAUUUUGAGCUUCUUAGCAAGUUCGUUCACCUUGGCGCGGUUGAGAGGCUAGAAGUAACCCGCAAGAUUGGUGUCUCGCCCGCACAGAUUUUGGACGACUUGAUGGAGAUUGAGACGGUGACGUCACAUUUUUAGCGUGCAAGGUGCAUUGUGGUUGGUAAACGUAAGUUCGCCUGCUAUGGUGUGUAAGUUUGUGCAGUUAACUGGAACCAAAGUCGCUAAGAUGAACAGUUCAACGAUUUGUACUGUACAGGGUACAUACACAAUCAAGAAUACUGUAAAAUACCCAAACACACUCGUCCAAUAGCAUACUAACACUAGGUGAAAUCGCUUUGUAAAAUACGCUGGGACAAGAAUCACGCGAAAACCAUAAAAUACGGGUACUUUACGUUACAGUAAAAGA
This is a messenger RNA of Dendronephthya gigantea, 4649 nucleotides long. RefSeq names its product cleavage and polyadenylation specificity factor subunit 1-like. Bases 80 to 4381 code for a protein of 1433 amino acids. Gene Ontology annotation, cellular component: mRNA cleavage and polyadenylation specificity factor complex; nucleus. The record is from RefSeq and is a predicted model, not a curated record. Lineage: Eukaryota; Metazoa; Cnidaria; Anthozoa; Malacalcyonacea; Nephtheidae. Gene Ontology annotation, molecular function: protein binding; nucleic acid binding. The transcript is spliced from 43 exons.